This is a messenger RNA of Alosa alosa (allis shad), 2421 nucleotides long. RefSeq names its product GTP binding elongation factor GUF1 (gene guf1). The transcript has 17 exons. NCBI's taxonomy places the organism in Eukaryota, Metazoa, Chordata, Actinopteri, Clupeiformes, Clupeidae. Gene Ontology annotation, biological process: positive regulation of translation. Gene Ontology annotation, cellular component: mitochondrion. Bases 257 to 2299 code for a protein of 680 amino acids. Gene Ontology annotation, molecular function: GTP binding; GTPase activity; mitochondrial ribosome binding. The record is from RefSeq and is a predicted model, not a curated record.
AGCCUCCUUGAUUGUCACACUGAAUUUUUUUAUGAGUACUUGAAACCUACAAGAAACGCUUCUAAUUAAUUGACUAAAACUGUCAACGAUAAGUAUUAGCACGGAAUGCUUUUCUGAUAUCGGGUUCGUGUGACCUCAGACAUCACCAAGUAGUUUCAUGCUGAGGUUACACAAGGAGAGAGCUGUCAAAGUGUUAUAGCUGGGAUUAGCUGCCUUGAGUUGUAAUUAUGGUAGCUAGGUAGCAAACCCUCGAAAUAUGCAGUUAUCUUUAUUUAAUACUCGUGGGCAGGUUAUGCCCUUGAUGACACGUUUUCUUGAUUUGAAAAUAUGCACGAUUAGAAGACGUACCCAGGAUUACAGUACUAUAUGCACGCUGGUUAGGCACCGGUGGAUGAAAAGUGCAGUGAUAUGUCUACCAGAACACAUUUCCAAAGGUUACAGUUCUAGUGCCGAAAAGCGAGGCAUUGACAUGUCGAACUUUCCUGUCGACAAGAUAAGAAAUUUCAGUAUCAUUGCCCACAUCGAUCACGGGAAGAGCACCUUAGCUGACAGGCUAUUGGAGAUAACAGGGGCCAUUGUAAAAACGGAGAAGAACAAGCAAGUGCUUGAUAAACUACAGGUGGAGCGUGAGAGAGGCAUCACAGUCAAGGCCCAAACUGCCUCCUUGUUCUACACACACCAAGAUGAAACAUACCUACUCAAUCUCAUUGACACACCAGGUCAUGUUGACUUCAGCUAUGAAGUGUCACGGUCCAUUUCUGCUUGCCAAGGAGUUCUUCUUGUUGUUGAUGCCAACCAGGGGAUUCAAGCGCAGACGGUGGCCAACUUCUACCUGGCAUUUGAAGCUCAGCUUGCCAUCAUCCCAGUUAUAAACAAGAUUGACCUUAAAAACGCUGAUCCGGAGAGGGUGGAGAAGCAGAUUGAAAAGGUCUUUGACAUCCCAAAGGAGGAGUGCAUUAGGAUCUCUGCCAAGCAGGGCACUAACGUCGAACAAGUUCUCCAAGAAGUUGUGAAAAGGAUCCCAGCGCCCACCGCCAAAAAGGAGGAUCCUUUCCGAGCCUUAGUGUUUGACUCCACGUUUGACCACUACAGGGGGGUCGUCGCCAACAUUGCUCUUUUUGGGGGCCAAGUGUCUAAAGGGGAUAAGAUUUCGUCUGCCCACUUGGGUAAAACCUACGAAGUGAAUGAGCUCGGUGUCCUUAGACCUGAUGAGCAUCCUACAAAAACACUGUAUGCGGGUCAGGUAGGAUAUAUUAUUGCUGGGAUGAAAGAGGUUAAAGAAGCUCAAAUUGGAGACACGCUUUAUCACCAUAAACAACCGGUGGAACCCCUACCAGGAUUCAAACCAGCCAAAGCCAUGGUAUUCGCUGGGAUGUACCCAAUGGACCAGUCUGAGUACAUGGCCUUGCGUGGGGCUGUGGAGAAGCUGACCCUCAAUGACUCCAGUGUGACGGUGCAGAGAGACAGCAGUCUGGCUUUGGGCGCCGGCUGGAGAUUGGGCUUUCUGGGUCUGCUGCAUAUGGAGGUGUUUAACCAACGCUUGGAGCAGGAGUACAACGCCUCGGUCAUCGUGACGGCACCCACUGUGCCUUACAAAGCGGUCCUCACCGCGGCCAAGCUCAUUAAGGAGCAUGGGCAAGAGGAAAUCACCAUAGUGAAUCCUGCCCAGUUCCCCGACAGGUCCAUGGUGUCGGAGUACCUGGAACCAAUGGUUCUUGGCACCAUUAUUGCCCCUGACGAUUUCACUGGCAAAAUUAUGACACUGUGCCUGAAUCGCAGAGCUACUCAAAAGAACAUGAUCUACAUUGAUGAGCACAGGGUCAUGAUGAAGUACAUCUUUCCCCUCAACGAGAUUGUGGUGGAUUUCUACGACAGUCUCAAGUCUAUGUCCUCAGGAUACGCCAGUUUUGACUACGAGGACGCCGGCUAUCAGCCAGCCGAUUUAAUUAAGAUGGACUUCCUCUUAAAUGGGAAACCAGUGGAAGAACUCACCACCAUUGUGCACAAAGACAAGGCAUAUAGCAUGGGCAAGGCCAUGUGUGAACGGCUGAAGGACUCCAUUCCCAGGCAGAUGUUUGAGAUUGCUGUCCAGGCGUCCAUUGGGAGUAAGGUCAUCGCAAGAGAAACGAUCAAAGCAUACAGGAAGAAUGUUUUGGCAAAAUGUUAUGGAGGAGACAUCACACGAAAAAUGAAACUGCUGAAAAAGCAAGCUGAGGGGAAGAAGAAAAUGCGUCGCAUUGGGAAUGUAGAGGUUCCCAAAGAUGCAUUUAUUAAUGUUUUAAAACGGAAGGACAAAUAACACCUUAAAGAAGGAUGUUAUCAAGAUACACUCUAUUGCAGAACCACUGUGCAUGAUGAAAUGGCACUUGGCUGCUGGAUUUGGACAUCGUCAUAUGCUGAUGAACCUACUCUUAGGGGUCA